AUGCGCUCAAGCUCCAAAGAUUCCAAAGACCAAGAAUGUGCCUCGGUUGGAACGACUUUGACAACUUCAAACGUCGGCUACUUGAGUAGGCCGAUGGUUCUUCCCCCGCCUCCAGAUCAUGAUGCAUCCAGCCCGGCUGAUGAUGCUUGGUCAUGGAAGUCAGUCCCUGCCUACGGCUCUGCUUGCGUCACUCCGGCAGCUCUGCAGCAAGCAAGCAGGAACGAUGAUGGACACGACACCGAUACACACCGAGGUCUCGGAGGCCAGCGUGAGCUGGCGACCUGUGACAUCCAACGUCUUGCCGCCGCUGUGCCGUGGCAGCAGCUGGCCCCGAAAGCGCCCGGCGCACGCAGCUUUCUUGACCAGUCCUGUGAGUUGAGAUUCUGGCUCGAGGCCAUGGAGACUGCGCAGAAGGCAGACUUACUGCAAGAUCCUGCCAGAUUCCUGAGCCCUCACGGGCGAGCGACGCCGAAUCGCUUGCACAAGGACUCACAGAACGAGGUGGACGUUGAAAUCAACGCAUUGCGCCAACAAGUGCAGCAUGUAGCCGAGGAGCGGGACGUGGCGCGCAGCGAGCUGGCGGAGUUGAAGGCCUGUGAUCUCACCUUGGAGAAAGCCGAGGAGAAGCUGCGCCGGGGACAGCGUGAACUGGAAGCCCAAAGAAGGGCCGAGCAGGCUGAUUGGCAGCGCCGUGUCGAUGAGCUGCGGGUGGGUCCUCCGGCACAAGAGGACGAGGCUGCGAAGGUCGAGGAGAAGGAGAAUGAGGAGGAAGCGGUCCAGCCAACCCUCCGUGUGGAUCUGAGAUCGGCGCGGCCACAGUGGAACAAGCUCUCGAAAGUGGUGCGAGCGCAAGCUGCCUGGAAAUCGGCAAAAGCUUUGUCCGUGCUUCAUGCAGAGACCGAGUAG
Messenger RNA from Symbiodinium necroappetens, 906 nucleotides. Lineage: Eukaryota; Dinophyceae; Suessiales; Symbiodiniaceae. The record is from the annotation of a GenBank genome assembly.